This is a messenger RNA of Scomber scombrus (Atlantic mackerel), 2475 nucleotides long. Its product is annotated as G-protein coupled receptor family C group 6 member A-like. Gene Ontology annotation, molecular function: G protein-coupled receptor activity. Gene Ontology annotation, biological process: G protein-coupled receptor signaling pathway. Bases 1 to 2475 code for a protein of 824 amino acids. The record is from RefSeq and is a predicted model, not a curated record. Gene Ontology annotation, cellular component: membrane. NCBI's taxonomy places the organism in Eukaryota, Metazoa, Chordata, Actinopteri, Scombriformes, Scombridae. The transcript is spliced from 6 exons.
AUGGCAGUGAUACAAGGACCUGUGACAGAUGCAGAUGGACGGUGGGGAACCAAGGAGCCCUCCCCACCUGUGUUGGCUGUUGUCGGUGAUUACUACUCAGAGAUAUCCAUAGCAGUUACUAGGCAACUUAACCUGGAGUAUAUCCCUCAGAUAAGUUAUGGUUCAACCUCUGGUCUCCUGAGUGAUAAGAACCGUUUUCCAAGCUUUAUGAGGACAGUGCCAGAGGACGAUCAUCAAGCACGCGCCAUCAUCGAGAUUCUCAAAAACCACCAAUGGACCUGGGUUGGCGUAGUGACAACUGAUGGUGACUACGGCCGCUAUGCACUGGAACGCCUCAAGUACUAUGCAGCAGAAAACAAUAUCUGCUUUGCCUUCACCUCUAUCAUCCCAGAUGUUCUGGGUGACAGCAAAGUCAAGGGCCGCAUCGAAGCUAUAGUUAAAAGCAUUACUGAAAAUCAAAAAGUCAAGGUCAUCGUGUCCUUCGCCAAACCUUACCAUAUGAAGUAUCUUUUUGCCAGUCUUCUCAAAGAUCCUCGAGGCAGGGAGAAUGUUUGGGUUGCCAGUGAUAAUUGGUCGGAAUCACGAUUUGUAUUGGGAAAUUGGUCUUUAAAUGAUGUAGGAACAGUCAUUGGGAUUACAUUAAAAACUGGAAACACAACCAACUUUAACCAGUACCUUAGUAAUCUCGAUGUGAACCCUGACCACCACAAGAACAACUCAUUCUUGUAUAAGUUUCUUAAGGAACAACAGCAAGAAAAUGAAACUAGUUCUAAUCAUGACCGUGCUCUCAGACUGGUGAAACGCUCGUACCCUGUAGAUGCUGAUGACACAGCCAAUGAGGUACUAAUUAAGAGGAUAUAUCCGUAUGCUGUGUUCAGUGUUGAGUUGGCAGUCAGAGCUAUUGCUCAGGCUGUUGCAGACCUAUGCGUCAACAGGGACUGUAAGACGAAGGAAAGAUUACAGCCCUUGGAGGUACGAGGAGCCUUAAGGAAGGCAACGUUCCACAUGGAUGGGCAAAACUAUAAAUUCGACGACAGGGGUGACCUCAACUCAGGAUAUGAUGUCAUCCUGUGGAGGCAGGAUGCAUCAACCUUCGUGGACGUGCACUACAUUGUGGCUAAUUAUGACAUAAGAAACAAGACGCUUAAUUUCACCUCACCACAAGCAUAUCAAGAUGUCAAUAAUGUCACAGGAAAUGUGACUUCCAGGUGCUCAAAAACCUGUAAACCAGGUUAUAGGAAGCAGUCAUCUGAGGUUUGGCCAGUUUGCUGCUAUGAAUGCCACCCCUGCCCUGUGAAUCACUUUUCCAACACAACGGAUGCCACACAGUGUCAACGGUGUAAUACUGAUACUCAUUACUCCUCCAACGCAAGUGCAAUCUGUCACCGCAAGCAAACUGUUUUCCUGAGUUGGCGUGAUAGGUAUCAUAUCGUGCUGCUGGCAUUUACUGCUCUAGGAGCACUGCUUACCCUUACUGUUGGGAUCAUCUUCUUAGCACGUUGGAAUACCCCUGUUGUGCGUGCAAGUGUCGGCCCCAUCUGCAUCAUCCUCCUCUUCUCUCUCCUCAGCACAUUUGUGAGUGUGAUAUUAUUUGGUGGUAAACCCAGUGACUGGCAGUGCCAAGCUCGUCAGGUAAUGUUUGGCUUGAGCUUCACCCUAUGUAUCUCUUGCAUCAUGGUCAAGUCCUUCAAGAUCAUCUUGGCCUUUGAGUUUGACCCCAGCAUUCAGAGAGUCCUGAAGAAGCUCUACCAGCCCUUCAUCAUUAUUGCACUGUGCAUGGUAGGUCAAGUUCUCAUUUGUGCCUUGUGGCUUGCACUUAAGCCUCCAAAACCCAAAUGGGAUUCAAUGGAAAUGUUACGUCUGCGUUCUUGCAAUGAAAAGUCAUUUCUUGCAUUUGGUGCCAUGUUAGGCUAUAAUGGCAUUUUAGCUUUAAUCUGUUUUGGCCUUGCUUUCAAGGGUAGAAAUCUACCUCGUUGUUACAAUGAUGCAAAGUUCAUCACCUUUAGUAUGCUGAUUUAUUUCAUUUGCUGGAUCAUCUUUGGCCCAGUGUAUGCCACUGUCACAGGCAAAUACCUUCCAGCAGUAGAGAUGGUCGUCAUCCUCCUCUCAGCCUACGGCAUCCUGUUUUGUCUGUUCUUCACAAAGUGUUACAUAAUUCUGUUUAAGCAGGAAGCAAACACAGAGAGUGCGUUCCGCCAGGAAGUCAGGAACCAUUCCUUGGGUGAAAUUCAAGGUUUGAGUGCUCUGAAUUUGGUCUCAUCUUCAUCUAGCUCUGAGGGACUCCAAAACCGUGCUUUAGAUCUGGAGUCAUCAACGUCCAAUCCAAUGAAAUCAGAUCCACCGAAGCCAACCAUAAGCUCUAGCCCACAGUCAUUCUCCAUUUGUCCAGACUCAAACUUACUGCCUACUAGGCUGCAGAAUGACCACAAUGUCAAUACAAGAGAUUUAAGGAGGUAUUUAAGCAUGCCAUCAUAA